Molecule: messenger RNA, 1111 nt
Organism: Haliotis rubra (blacklip abalone)
Lineage: Eukaryota; Metazoa; Mollusca; Gastropoda; Lepetellida; Haliotidae
Product: MAP3K12-binding inhibitory protein 1-like
Exons: 8
Coding region: 108-1055 (315 amino acids)
Source: RefSeq, a predicted model, not a curated record
UUACAGAGACACGCCCCUGUACGCAGGGCUUAACCGGUCUAGCCCCGACGUCGGUGGUAGAGUGCGCGCUGCAGGCGGAGACGAAGACAUGGUCACAUAAUGACGUCAUGACAUCUGACGUCGGUGAUGGUUUUGAGGUGAAGAAUUUGUUGAAAGUGUCCCAAGACCAACAGCUGUCCGUGGAGGACAUAAUGCUGUCUGUGGGGAAACUCAUUGACCAGCUUCAGACAGUUCAUACACAUCUGGCAAAGAAGAUAAAGCAGGAUAAGGUCCAUAAUACAGAAGUGCCAAACACAGAUACCGACAUGGAAACAUCAGUUCUUCAAAGACCAGGACUGGAGCUCACAGAUCCACCAGUUGUUUCCAUGGUUACAGACACUGCCUCUGAUAUGUCAGAAUCAGUCCUACCUCCACAGAGCGACUGUAGAAAAACUGACAAACGGCCUGCAACAACGAUCAGCCCCUAUAAUGUGCAAAUCAAGGCAUCCAAAGAAGAGGUUGACAGGAGGAUUAAUGCGUUCAUAGAGAAGAAGCAGACGGAGGUGAACCAGCAGAAUAAUCGUGAAUUCUGUAGUGUCCUCACCCCUGACACAGAGGUGGAGUCUUCUUGUGCCAGAACAGAUGCAGUGUUCGUGCCACGUGCUGGGUGUAAAAGUCAUAUCAAGAUAUCACGUGUUGUCAAUCCAUAUGGACCACAGACAAGACUAAUUCCAGAAGGGCCCAGGCAGAGAUUUGAUCUGAACAUGAAGUCCCAGUCAGCUGGAUUUGAAGAAAGGAUGAGGAAUAUUGAAGCCCACUUGAAGUUACCUUUAACUGAUGGGUCCAAAUCGGAUGUCUACACAAGACUAAAAGCACUGGAAGAUCGGAUAUUAUUCCUUGAAGGAUUGUCACCAGAAUAUUUUCAGAAUGUGCCGGGGCCAAAAAGACAGAAAGAAGUACCUGCUGUGGUGAAGGACCCUCUCCAUGAAAUGAGUUUGCAAGAUAUAGACGAUAGGAUACAAGCUCUACAGUCGUCCCUGAAGCUGAAGAGACCUGGCACUGGAUGGCUGCAUUAACUCAGAGCUCAUGUAUAUCUCCUUGUUUUGUUAUUGAUGGAUAAACAUUCACAAAC